AUGGAUGCACUCAGAACAGCUAAUAAGGCCCUAGCCAGUGUGAUCGAUAGCAAGGACACCGAAAUCGGCAAACUGAGAAACCGCGUUCAACAUUUGCUACAGAAUUAUGAGGAGUACCAAGACAUCCAAGCCAAAGCGCAAGCUGAUUUGUUAUCCCAAAUUAAGAACCUGGAAGAGCAAGUUCACAACUGUACUUGCAAUGAUGAAGAUAAUACACAGAUGAACCAGCUCGUGCACCUAAACCUGAAUAUUAUAGCAGAUGAAGAUCAAGAAGAAACUGAGAAAAGGAUCAGACAAACUAUAGAAAAAGAUAUUAAAAUGCAAUGAAAGCAUAUCUACACUACCAAAAUUACACAGAUGGAACAGGACAUAAAAUAAGCUCAUUGAGUAUAAGACUGAACUUGAAAAGGCUCUUGAAAUCCAAGAGGAGAAAACAAACAAGUUAGUCAGAAAGAUCAAGAGCAAAUAUAAGUACAAGGACAAGGUCAUCGGAGAUUUAGAGGCCUCUACCUUUGACAUUCAGAAGCAGUUUGAAGAGGUCAAGAUCAAAUAUAUCAAUGCUCUUAAAAAGGAGCAAACCCAUAAAUUCCAUAAAAUCAGACCUACAAAGUUGAUCGAAUUUCAAAAGAAAAUUCGUGAAUUGACUGAAGAGAAUGAAAUGAUGCGCAAAAUGGUAUCAUCUCUUCGUAUUGACAUGAGUUCCAGGGAUAUUACUAUCCGUAAACAAUCAACUCAGAUCAUGAAAUUGGAGAAGAUUACUAAAAUUCAGGCUAAGAUUUCACGACUGAAGCUCAGUGAUAAUCCUUCUUUCGAUACAAGGCCUUAUUCCUCUCAAAAACAUAGAACAAUUGAUCAUGAAGGGCGAGCUCCAAGGAAUAUAAAUGAGAAUGUCCAGUCGACCACCCCAAUUCUAAGAAGUUCAUAUGAAUAUCCUCCUCUGAAGAAAGAUCAAAACUCGCAUUCACUUAACAAGUUGAAACAAAAUAUGAGGGUGAGAAAUAACUUAGUUUUCUUACGCAAACCUUCAAAUGACAGUGCCAAUCAACGUAAAAUCCCUCCUAAAAUUAUGAAGCUCGAUCUCCGUGUUAAGAAUAAAAGCAAUAAGGCUAUCUAGAGGUCUGAGAAUAGAUAAAAGUUUAAACCAAAGUUCAAUAAUUUUGAAUAU
Messenger RNA from Moneuplotes crassus, 1165 nucleotides. The record is from the annotation of a GenBank genome assembly. NCBI's taxonomy places the organism in Eukaryota, Ciliophora, Spirotrichea, Euplotida, Euplotidae.